CAUAAAAUCGUGCUGGGUAUAUUCUCUCCACGUCAAGUAGCUGCUGCGCGUCUAUCGACGUGACUCACCUUCCCCCAAAUUCCCCCAAAUCUGCUGUGCAUUCUCGAAUUCCGAUCGUCUCCUCCGCCUCUGCCGCCGCCGCCGACGUCGCCGCCGCCGUACCCGAGCAAUUCAAUCGCUCUCCGAAAUUGAGUGACCCUGAUUGUGCACUUCUGUUGACUAUUCACGCGAUCCGCAGAAACAAAAAUCCGAUCCGAUCUGAUCUAGGGGCGCGGCGAGGCGAUGACGAGCGUUGAUGCUGCUGCAACACUACGUUCUUCGGUUUCGCCUGCGAAUCUUCCUCUCGUCUCCGCCUUGCUGGCCUGUGCCAUCGCUCAGUUUCUCAAGCCUUUUACUACCUGGUUGAAGGAUAAGAAAUGGGAUUCUAGGAGGAUGCUCAGCUCAGGUGGAAUGCCUUCGUCACAUUCAGCAACAGUUACUGCUCUUGCAACUACAAUUGGCUUGCAAGAGGGAACAGGAUCAUCAGCAUUUUCCAUUGCAGUGGUCUUGGCAUGUGUUGUAAUGUAUGAUGCUACUGGCAUCAGAUUGCAUGCUGGUCGGCAAGCUGAGUUAUUAAAUCAAAUAGUUUGUGAGUUGCCUCCUGAGCAUCCUGUUGCUAAUGUUAGACCCCUUCGAGAUUCAUUGGGCCAUACUCCACUACAGGUAGCUGCCGGCGCAUUGCUGGGAUGCCUUGUAGCCAUUCUAUUGAGAUGUUCAGCUUAAAACCUCCGACCCACCGAGCUGCUUCCGGACGCACACAGUCUUGAAAAUGCAAAAUCUGUAGACAAAAAAGUACGCAUAAAUUGUUUAAAAUCAACAACAUACAUGCAUUGUGAUUUGCGUAAAAGCUAUUAUUGAACAUGACAAAAUGAUUGAAUGCCCUCGCUCCAUUUUAUGUGUAAGCCCUGUAAAAUACCUCUAGAAACAUUUCUUUAACUGUUAUUAAACAUUUGUGAAUCUUAGAUUCUCAUCAAUCUUUCAUGGAUAAAUCGGAAAAAAAAAAAAAAAAAAAAAGUGCAUAAACUUUAGCAUAUGAGUGGUACUCUUAGCUGUAUGUGAGUUGCCUUUCUUCUUUUUGUAUGAUUUUGAGAAUAUGUAGUGCUGCGUUGUCAAAAUCUCGAGAUUAUAUGCUUGCUUGGCUUUUAGACGUACAGCUGUUAUGCGAGUCGAGUUGUUAAGCUUGAAUUGCUAUUCGAUUGUUAUAAUGAGUUGAGGAUGAAGUAUUCGAAUCA
Messenger RNA from Andrographis paniculata, 1271 nucleotides. RefSeq lists its product as uncharacterized. The record is from RefSeq and is a predicted model, not a curated record. Bases 283 to 762 code for a protein of 159 amino acids. The transcript has 5 exons. NCBI's taxonomy places the organism in Eukaryota, Viridiplantae, Streptophyta, Magnoliopsida, Lamiales, Acanthaceae.